Molecule: messenger RNA, 1491 nt
Organism: Anopheles funestus (African malaria mosquito)
Lineage: Eukaryota; Metazoa; Arthropoda; Insecta; Diptera; Culicidae
Product: neuropeptide F-like
Exons: 5
Coding region: 348-716 (122 amino acids)
Source: RefSeq, a predicted model, not a curated record
UCAAGUCACCGUUGCACAGUCCAAAAAAAAAAUCAAACCUUUCCAAAACCGUUUUGCAGAGAGUACCAACCACUUGUUUUACUCCCAGCAGCAUCACAAACACGCCUGCUACCACUUCCGGUAAGGAUAAAAUCGCGUAUAAAAAGGCAGUCCGAAUGCGCUUCCGGCGUUAGAUCGAAAUAUACGUUUUGAGUGGAACAUUGUGUGGUUGCGAACAGUGGUUGGUUAAUUUGUGAAAACUCAGUGUAAUACGUAUUGUGCGGAACUGUUCCCAGUUUACAGAUUCUGUGCCAUCGAAAAGAUAUCCUAGACACCAGGGUAAUCAUUCCACGCUAGAACUGCACACGAUGGCGUCCAGCACUUUUACUCAGCGUCUGCUUGUGGCUCUAAUGAUCUGCACCCUGAUCGCCGACCUCACCACUUUGACUGUAGCCCGGCCGCAGGAUAGUGACGCCGCAUCGGUAGCAGCCGCAAUUCGUUACCUGCAGGAACUGGAGACUAAGCAUGCUCAGCACGCUAGACCCAGGUUAAUACGAAGUGAACUUCCACCCAAUAUAAAUGGUGUUCACUCGGGACUAGACAAAAUUAUUGGAUAUUUCAUCCUAGAAGCUAUCGAUAGAGCACACUCGACUGACGCUAGACCCAGAUUCGGCAAACGUGGUGGUGGAUACCUUAACCCGGCAGUUUUUGGGCAGGACGAACAAGAGUCUGUUUGAAUAAACACAACAGAAUCUUUACAGGUUGAUUGGCAGGAUCCAACAUUUUCGAGAUGAACAACUUCCGACUAACUUCUAGAUUAUGUCCCGAAAUCGGACAAUGGCAUUCCAUAGCAUCAUGUCUCUCCCAUCCCACCCGCUGGCGGCAAUACGACUAAUGAUAUGAUCUUGAUCCUAUCGCCAAAGUUCCGGCCAAAGUUCGUUUCAUUGUGAAUAGCAAUUAAAUCGUGCCACCAAUACAAACAUACGCUCCAUCAUGUAACCUGCUUCUGAUUCUACACAACCAUUUUCCUCUUAUUGCUUGUAUAUGCUGAAAGAAACAUACUCUAAUUCACAGCGUGUACUAAUAAAGGUUAUUUAUAUAGAAUUUGGAACAAACGCACUCUUAAGCAAACACGCCAGAAACUAACACUUUUACACGUCCAGUAACUUACAUGGCUAGUACACAUCAAUCCAAUGAUGGGCAAAAAGAGAAGAAAUAAAAUUAACUAUACAACUAACAAAUACAAAUACCGCUUACUUACGUAGACUUAAAACAACUCUCCUUCGUUGAAGUACACCUUGUUUAGCUCGUAAGACAAUUUGUGAUUACACACCACUGCAUGUUUCACGUUACGUUCAGACAGAAGACACUAUUCUUAAUAAAUCUUUCCUGCUUAGUGUAUAUGUAAAACCAAAUGUCAUCGUAUAUGAUUUUGUUGUUGUCUGUGGAAAUUAUAAAAGAUACAAUAUAGUUGAGCUGCAUUUAAAAAGCACAUCGUUGCAUUGCUUGAAA